This is a messenger RNA of Racocetra fulgida, 516 nucleotides long. The record is from the annotation of a GenBank genome assembly. Lineage: Eukaryota; Fungi; Glomeromycota; Glomeromycetes; Diversisporales; Gigasporaceae.
AUGACUUCCGACUUCCCUAUCGCGGACCUAGCAAAUAAUUUGAUCCGUAGACUAGACCGAACCAGAAUUUUUCCCCCCUACCAUAAUAAUCCAGAAGACCUCCUUCCUGUCCUUAAUGCAUCCAGAACAUGUCAUCCAAGAAGAUCUCCGAACAGUUUUCUUCUCUGUCGUAAGAAUGUUCACGAAGAGGCAAAGAGGAAUGGAACAUUCAACAUGAGAAUUGUUAGUAAGGUAACAGGAAUUCUUUGGCGUGAAGCCACUGAUAGGGAGAAACAAUUUUAUGAUGACUUAGAUCCUGUUCCACCACCACCUCCUCUUAUGCAAGUACUUCAACCUGAUUUACCUACAGAGUUCAUAACGAUGCAAUUCGAACCUUUGUUUCUACAAAGUUUUCCUUAUUAUAAUAUCGGUCUUUAUUCUCAAGAUUUUAAUCCGACAUAUGAUUCGGAUGAUACGAUGUUGUUUUUUCCAAUAAUCAGUAAUAACCCUCUCGCUCUUGAUUUUCAGAAUAUUUAA